CAAUUUUCAACUGGAAAAAUGGCGAUUGGAAUCGAUUCGUCGAAAUGGAAACCUAGAAAAUUAUCUGGAACUCCGGCUGCUAAAGCCGUAAACAUACUUGGUGCAUGUGUGUUAAGUUUUGGACUUUUGUGUGGUGCAUUUUAUCAGUAUUCUAGUGCUACAAGUAAAUUAAGAAAAGCCCUUGAUCGUUUUUAUUCUGAUCCAAUAGAAGAAGUAGAAAGAAAGCUAUUAAUCGCAACGGGAUUACCUAAUAGGUCUGGUGACACUAUUAGAAAAUUGUUAGACGAAGAAGCUAGAAUCGAUUUGCCAGACAAAUAAUAUGAAUAUUGACAAUAAUAGUAGUGAAUGCCUUUCGUCAUGCGCAGUCGUAAGUGAAUAUUUUUCAAAGGAAACUGUGAUGGAUAAUAGUUUAUCCGACUUUCAGGAGAAAAAAAAAUGUAAAACUGGACCUAAGAAUAUACCGAAAAAUAAAUCAAUUAAACAAAAGAAAAAAUUGAAAAAAGUAAAAGGUCAGAGAGAUAUUAGGUCGUUGGUAAAAAAUAAAGACAGUGAAUUAGUGUCAUAUUCGAAAAUCUUUGAUCAAGUUUGUAAGAAAAGUGGCAUUGAUGUUGAUUCGGAACAAUUGCAGCUAGCUAUAACUUUAUCUAAGUCGCUUCAUGAAACAGAACUAAAAACAGGUAGUGUUUCACAAGACUCAAAACCUUUAACUCUGCUAGGAAAAGCAGCAAAGAUAAGAACUACAUUACAAGAGUAUGGUUUUAGAGUACCAAACACAAAAAUAAAUCAAGACACACGGAAAAAUAAAAGAUCUAAAAAACAAUAUAAACUGCUACUUGUAUCGGAUGAAGAGAAACAACAAAUUAUUUCUGAUAGAUAUGCUGAAGUUCUAGCCACAAAUAUAUAUAGAUCUUCUGUAAAAGAGAAAACAUCCAAUAGCAAUAAUAAUCAAGAAAUCUUUUACAAAGCUAGUAAUAUAUGUUAUGAGUUUCUGAGAAAUAAUGAUGUAUUUUAUGUUAAAGAGUUGUUUACAAAGCCUUUAUGUAAAUCUUAUUUGCUAAGAGAUUGGGCAGAAAUACCGGGCAGACCUGCAAGCCCUAAAAGAGAAGUGAGUAGUUUUAAUUUUGAGAAUAUUGAAUGUACACAAGAUGAUUUGGAUUGCAUCUUGAGUGGGUCACUACAAACCGCACAAGAUAUUAUUAACAGCAAGUAUUUCAAAAACAAUUAUUGCAACAUGGAUACAAAUGAUAAUGACAUAAGUUCAGAUAAAGUUGACUAUAUAGAGAAACAUUCAAAUAAUGACUUAGAUGACCUGAAAAGUACAAACAGUGAAAAUGUUUUUAAGAAACUCAAUAGAUCAGAGUCUAAUGUUAAUGAAGUGCUAUCGGUCGUACAAGUCAGAUGUCUAUCUCCAGAUAUAUUUGAUGACGAAAUAUCUCUUAUAUCAGAUAAUGACAUGAAACCAUUUCAAAUUAUACAACAAAGUAUAAAAAAAAUUGAUAAUAUAGAUUCUAUGGAUUUAACGGAAUGUGUUAACCAUGUUCCAGGUGAUAGUAUGUAUAAAAAUAAACAUUCACUAAGAGAAAUAAAUGAAACUAAAAGAAAAUCAAAUGAUUUAAUGGAAAUUACUGAAUGUGUUCCCAGUGAUAGACAAUAUCCUAUAGAAAAUAUUGAUCUGACUCAGAGCUAUGUAACUGAAGAAAAAGAGGCUAAUAAAUUUGAAGAUCAUUUAGUAAUGAAUUUAAAACAAUCAAAUUCUGAUGAUGACCUUUCAUCAAUAAAAGUUAUUGGCAAGAAGGAUGAUUCAAUAGAUAGUACCAUCAUUAUUAAUGAAUGUUUUGAAGUAAUUCCAAAUCUAGUAACAAACAAAGAUAGAUUGAGCUCAAAAAUUACAUCAAAAGCUGAUAGUAUUGAAUCUUAUGAGUUAAAAAAUAAUUUAAGUCAAAAGAUUACUAUUGAUAAUGCCCCAAAUCGCAGUUUAACAAAUAGUUCUACUGAAAAUGAAGACAAUUUUUCCAAAUGUUGUCAUAAUAAUUCAGCUAAACUUCAUGAUUUAGAAAUUGACUUAACACAAUCCGUUCAUUCUUAUCAUGACUUCCAACUAUCACAAAAUGUUGGCACAAAGAAGGUUAGUUCUAUAGACAAAACAAUUGAUAUUAUUGAAGAUGCUGAAUUUAAUUCAAAACCAGUUUGUAGCAUUGUUGUAACAAUUCAAGAAGAUCCAGUAAAUAAAGAUGACCAUAAUAAAUCGAAAGAUAGUAUUAAAAAUCAAAGUGUAUCUGGGUGUUUUGGAUAUAAAAAAAAUAAUAAAUUAUUCUCUGAAUUUUAUGGUCCGCUAUAUUUAAAUAAAGAAAAUGAUAACUUUAAAACAUAUGAAGAAAUAGAUUUAACUCAGCCUUUAAAUUUCGUUAAUGAACAAGUAGCAAAGGAAAAGAAAAUUUCGAUAGACAACACUGUUCCGAUUGUUGAUGAUAUUGAAUCCAAUGAAAGUCCCAUGGUUAAUGAAGAAAUAUUACAGCUGCAAAGUGAUUCUGAAAUUAUACAUAAUGAAUGUAAUAUGUCUCCAGAAAAAAAUGUAUCCGGCAGCAACGAUAAUAAUAUUAACUAUAGUCUUAAUGAAUAUGUACACAAUAAUUCUUACAUUUACGAUUUUUAUGAUGAAAACAGUUUACCAAAAGAUGAAACUCAAGAGAAAACACCCAUAGAAAAUACCUCGUCCGAUAAAUGCAUUCAUGAUAAAAGCCAGUCUUAUUCUCAGCAUCCCAAUCACAAUGCAUGUGCCUCAACAAGUUAUAGUCAUAAAAACUUAAUAAAUAAUACUGAUAAAGUUUUCGAAGAUGAGGUUGAUAACAUUGAUUUAACUCAAAAAUCAGAUUCAUCCAAUGAAGUUGUAAGUCAGUAUCAUCCAAAAACAUAUGAUCCUAACAGCCUUGGUAAAAUUAAUAAUAUAUCAAUAGAUUAUGAUGAAAUGUUUGAUGAUGUUAUUAGUACAGAAAGGAAAUAUGUCUCACAAGCUUCAAAUAACACAGCUGAUAAUUCAAACAAUGAACUAUCAAAUCCUAGUAAGACAUCAGAUGGUUUUGAAAUAUCAGACAAAGAAUUCAACUACUCCUUGCAACAGUCAAGACAUAAUUUUGAUAUUGGUGGCUUAUCAAUAAUGGAUAAUGUUUCUGAUUUAAAAUUACAAUCCAUUAAUAAAAGUAAUAAUUCUGGGGCAAAAUUAAAUAGGUCACAUAGCGAUAGUGACUUACCGUCUAUUCAUGUUAAUAAGGUGAUAUCUUGUACACCUAAACAAGUAAAAUCAAACAAUUUUGCCUCUCAAAUAUGUACAACUGUGAUAAAUGAAUGUUUAAUAAAAGAAGUUCAAAAAACUCCCAGUAAUAGUGAAUUUAUAAUAAAAACAAAUGACGUAACUCCAAUGUUGGAUUAUGAAUCAAUGUCAUCGCCUGAAAGAAAUAGGGAAUUAGAAAAAUACGGACUAAAACCAUUUAAAAGGAAAAGAGCUAUACAACUUCUGAAACAUCUAUACAAUCAAACUCAUCCAGUAGUAGAAUCAUGUGAAGUAGAAGAAUGCUCAUCGCCAUCAAAGAAAAGAAAAUAUGACAUUGGAACUAAACAAUAUAUUUCACCAGAAAAAUCUAAGAAGUCACCUAGGAAACAGCUCUCUGCUAGUUUUGAAGAAAUUCAUAAAGAAAAUACAUUGUACGCGAUGACAAAAGAAAUUCCCGAUUUAAGAGAAAUUAAAUGUGUCCCAGAUGAGUGGGUGUUCCAAAAGAGAGAGAAGGCAAAGAUGCAUUCUUGUAAAGUUCCAUUACAUAUUGCUUUUCACAAUUAUGUGUCAUGCCGACAACUAUUGAGGGAAGCGAUACUGCGGUAUGAACCAGUUAACAUCGAUGUAAUACAUAAAGAUCUCGUUGCUUACGGAUAUAAAUACAAUCCUAAGGAUCUUCUAAGGUUUAUGGACAAGAAGUGCAUAACAGUAAAAACAGCAGAUAAUAACUCAAAAAAUAGAAAAUUAUAGCAUCAACCCUAGAAUAGAUCAUGACUGUUAGAUUCUAAAGUAUAAUAUAUUUUUUACCAUUUACCAGACA
Nymphalis io (European peacock) is the source of this 4088-nucleotide messenger RNA. RefSeq names its product structure-specific endonuclease subunit SLX4 (gene mus312). Lineage: Eukaryota; Metazoa; Arthropoda; Insecta; Lepidoptera; Nymphalidae. The record is from RefSeq and is a predicted model, not a curated record. Bases 320 to 4018 code for a protein of 1232 amino acids. The transcript has 6 exons. Gene Ontology annotation, biological process: resolution of meiotic recombination intermediates; interstrand cross-link repair; meiotic DNA double-strand break processing. Gene Ontology annotation, cellular component: Slx1-Slx4 complex; nucleus. Gene Ontology annotation, molecular function: enzyme binding.